Molecule: messenger RNA, 2701 nt
Organism: Rattus rattus (black rat)
Lineage: Eukaryota; Metazoa; Chordata; Mammalia; Rodentia; Muridae
Product: NXPE family member 4-like
Source: RefSeq, a predicted model, not a curated record
GGGCAAAAUAACCAGGGUCCCGGAGUGUGUUAAACUUUUGUGUGAUUUACUUCCUGUUUCGCUUUGUGGUAAGCUUCUGUAAUUGUCUUGUAGGAGUUAAACCAUGAAAAUGAUGGCCAGUCGUAAGUCACUGUGGGUGCUGCUGUUUAUAGUGAUCUUCUGGAUCUCUUUUACCGUUUUCAGAAACCCCAUGAAGCUAUGGGCUGUGUUUAAGCUGCCUGCAUCCUUCAAUCAAUGGAACUUGAUCAUGAAAUCCUCAUGCCCUAAAGUGCCUCUCAAUCCAUCAGUUUCACCAACAGAGACAGAGCUGAGAAUCAGGGAGAUCCUAGAGAAACUAAACAAACAGAUCCCUCCCAGACCCUUCGCCCACCUCAACAACACCACAAGUGCCACACACAGCACAGCCACCAUCCUCAACCCUCAGGAUACAUACUGUGUAGGGGACCAGCUGGACGUCCUGGUAGAGGCUAGAGACCACCUAAGAAACAGGAAAGGGUAUGGUGGGGACUUCCUGAGGGCCAGGAUGUCCUCUCCAGCCCUGAAGGCAGGCGCUUCCGGAAAAGUGACAGACUUCAACAAUGGCACCUACCUUGUCAGCUUCACUCUGUUCUGGGAGGGCCAGGUCUCCCUGUCUAUCCUGCUCAUGCACCCCAGUGAAGGGGUGUCAGCUCUCUGGAGAGCAAGGAACCAGGGUUACGACAGAAUCAUCUUCUCAGGCCAUUUUGUCAGUGGCGCUUCUCAGGUCCACACCGAUUGUGCCCUGGUUCUAAAUUCAAGUGUCGAACUAUGUCAGUAUCUGGAUGCACAGGACCAAGAAGCUUUCUACUGUGUGAAGCCUCCAAAUGUGCCCAAAGCGGCCAUCACCCAAAUGCUCAAGAACAAGGACAUUUCUUAUCUUAGCCAGCAGGAAAGGAGCCUCUUUGAAAGGUCAAAUAUAGCUGUGGAGAUUAUGGGAAAAUCCAACGUGAUUAGUGUCUCCAAAUGCAACAGUAAGUGGUUCUGUGAUGCCGUUCCAGUGAAGAAGAAAUGCAAGUUUGGGAUGGCAUCUGCAAUCCCUACUGGGCAUGUCUGGAAAAACACAUGGAAUCCGGCCUCCUGCAGUCUGGCUCCAAUCAAAAUGAAAGACUGCCUGAGAGGAAAACUCGUCCAUCUAAUGGGUGAUUCCACAAUGCGCCAGUGGAUGGAGUACUUCAAAAGCAAAAUCAACACGCUGAGGUCGGUGGACCUGCACGAGACUGGAAGACUGCAGCACCAACUUGCCGUGGACUUGGAUGAGAAAAUCAACAUCCAGUGGCAGAAACAUGGUUUCCCUCUUAUCGGGUCAUUGGUGUACUCUGUCAAAGAAAUAGAGAACACUGCACGGAUAAUUGACAGAAUCGGAGGAGAGAAAAACACAGUCAUUGUCUUUUCUCUGGGCCAGCAUUUCAGACCUUUUCCCAUUGAUGUUUUUAUCCGAAGGGCCCUCAGUGUUCACAGAGCUCUUCAGCGUCUUCUCCUGAGAAGCCCGGACACCCUGGUGGUCCUCAAAACAGAAAACACCAGGGAGUUGAAUAACGACAUGGAGAGGUUUAGUGACUUCCAUGGUUACACCCAGUAUCUUGCCUUAAAGAAUAUCUUCCAGGAUCUCCGUGUGGGUGUCAUUGAUGCCUGGGAUAUGACAAUUGCAUAUGGCACAAACGAUGUCCAUCCACCAGAGGAGGUAGUUAGAAGUGAAAUUAAUAUAUUCUUAAACUAUAUUUGCUAGCAAACACAUAACUUUGAAAGUCGCUCAUUGAACUUAAAAGAGACAGUGAGUCCUACAGCCGUGCCAAGUGCCGAGAUAUCCCAGUUAAUCCAAGGACAUAAUCUGUAUUAUGGUCCAUGUGGUCCAUCCAGUUCAGUGUAAUAAGGCAUUCCUAUGCCGACCUUCUGCUCAAAAUUGAAUAUGAAAAGAAUCAAUGAAAGGUCCAAUUUUUUAUUAGAGCCGCAUUGCUCUGUGUCCGUUGGAAGUUAGGAUUCCUGGGGGGAAAACCUUCUCCUUGUUGCUGUGGAUUCAGAACAAUGAAGUAAUUUUGAUAAAAUUCUUAAAGGGCCUUUGACUCAAUUUGUAAACAUCUUGUUGAUAAUUUUUAUAUCCAUGUUUAUGGGGAAAAUUGAUCUGUACCUUUUCUUUCUUGGUCAUGUCUCAGAGUUUGGCAUCAGGCCAAUGCAGACUUCGAAAAAACUGACUUGGGUAGUGUUCCUCCUGGUUGUGAUUUGUGGAAGGUUGUGAGAAGUUGUUUUGAUUAGAUUUUCUUUAAAAGUUCCAUGGUACUCAACACUUAAUCUGUCCAGGUCUGGGCUUCCUUUUGGAGAGAGACUUUUAAUAACUCGCUUCGAUCUUGUUGCUUGUUACAGAUCUGUUUAAAUUGUUUCUAUUUUCUAGAUUUAACUUUGAUAGGCCAAAUACAUUUAGAAAUUUAUCUUUCUUCUAGGUUUUCCAGCUUUUUUGGAUAAAAGAUUUUGAAUAAAUGAAAACAAAAACGCACAGAAACACCACCAUGAAACCUGAUAUUUUGUACACUAAUUUUAGAACAAAUAAAAAUAAAAUUUCAAAAUGAAAACAUAUUAAAAAUAAGAAUGAAUAAUGCAAAAUAUUUUAGUUAUCUUACUUUUAUAUGGUAAAUACAAAACUAUAGUUUGUCUUUCAUAAAUAUAUUAUAAAUUAUAUUUUUCUAUUUCC